Messenger RNA from Fomitiporia mediterranea MF3/22, 645 nucleotides. RefSeq lists its product as uncharacterized. The annotation marks the transcript as partial. The record is from RefSeq and is a predicted model, not a curated record. NCBI's taxonomy places the organism in Eukaryota, Fungi, Basidiomycota, Agaricomycetes, Hymenochaetales, Hymenochaetaceae. The transcript is spliced from 4 exons.
AUGACCUAUGCCGACCUCGUUCGGCAUCUCGACUGGACGACACGUUCAAGCUCACCUUAUGUGACGACUUCAUUCUCGUUCUUCUGGUGCCUUUGGGAUGCAGUGCGACGAUACAAACUCGCAGUAAAGCAUGACGUGGAAAUUGCUAUUAUCGACGCGCGCAAGGUACGCGAACGUGCGAAAACUGCGCUCGAAGUCCUUCGUGGUGUAGAGAAAGACAAACAAGACAAGGCGUAUUGGAAAUGGUACCGCUUUGCACUUGAAUCUCAGGAUGUCCUCGUAUUCGGAGCGAUACCUGGUGAUGCUAUCUACGCUUCCAUCCCGCUUACACAGAUUUUGCCGAAGUUACCUUCGUAUUUCUUCCAAGAUGAUGUGUCCAAAUCGGAUAUCUCGAGCUCAAGCUCAAGCGCGUCAGUCCCACGCCAUACAUCCCACGCGGAUUUCUGCAAGAGGCUUUCGGCUGUGUUUGCUAAACGACCUGAAGCCGAUCAACUUCGAGAUGCAACGACUAGUGCUGUCGGGCUUGCUGAGCUCUUAAUUGAACCAUGGUUCCGCGCACGCUGUGCCGAAGCUGCUCGUCGCGAAGCUGCUGCAGUGCUGUCGGAGUUAUCAUUGUAUCUAGCGCACUGGCCUGCGGAGUGGUGG